AUGUUUCUUCGAAGUUUGCAGGAAUUAUUUGCGAGCGUUGGCCUUUCAAACACCGACCAAGAAGAAUCACACGUACUUCACCAGAACAUCACUGGUUUCGAUGUCGGCGAUAUCGAACGUCGAGCCAUCGUCGAGAGGCUCGCAGCAUGGCAAGUCUGCAGCGCAGCGUGGUCCAUUGUGUUGGCCCGCCACACUUCUCAAAGUUCCUUUGAUUUCAUAGCGACGAAUGUAUUGCCCCAAAAACCUCCAAAUGGAUUGAAAUUGAGCCUUUUAAUAGACGUUCAUACCUCUGUUGAUGAGGAUAACACAUUUUCGGAAUUGCUACACAAGCAUUUGGACUUCUCCGUUCACGACGAUCAAUCCGACCGCGCCACGAUCUCGUCUAACGUGAUCGUUUACCCCUUCAAUUUCCCUGUUGGAACUACGGAAAUGCCUCUACCUCCACAGAUCAAGUCAGAUAUUACAAUCCAAUUACUGUCCAAGCAACCGAAGACAAUUCAAGCAAUAUGCCACUAUCACAGUUCGCUACCGGGGCACUAUGUUGAGAAGGUCAUGGACCGUUUCUUGCACUUAUUAAGGCAUAUCACAAAUCACAGGAGUUGGGCUUUACUCUCUAUUAGAGAUAUAUCAAUGUCAUCUCUCCAAGAGGAGCUACAGAUUCGUCACUAUAGCCUCCCUGGUCGCAGCCUCGCUGAUAUGGAAAUCGGGUCGGUUCACCAACUGGUCCGCCGUCAGACUCGGAGGACUCCCAAUCGCCCUGCCCUUGAGGGCACUGGUGGCGAUGUGAUAACCUACAUGGAACUGGAUCUCAUAUCCGACUUCAUGGCAGAAGACUUCCGGCACCUAUGGUUGAACACAAGUCGCUUGGACACUGGUAUUGCUGUGGAGAGUACUGUUGUGGUCGGUAUUAUGUUGCAAAGAUCACCUGCCGUUAUUAUCGCUAUAUUGUCUUGCUGGAAGGCUGGAUAUACAGUAGUCCUCGUUGAUCCCAGUCAACCUCACUUGAGGAAUGGCUACAUUAUAGAAGAUUCCAAGUGUGCUCUGUUGUUGGUGGAUGAAUCGUGGCAAGGCAGAGUCGGUGAACAUAUUGCGUGGAAAUAUGACUUUAAUGCAUUGAGGCACAGGGUGAAGACAUCGGGCUAUACCACCGAGGCAUAUCACGGAUCAGAAAUUGACCUCUCCCAAUACCUCUUCCGGCCAGCAUGGAUUCGGGUUACUUCAGGAUCCACCGGGAGGCCCAAAUGUACCCUGCACAAUCACGCAGCUUUUGGAUCCUCGAUUGCUAGUUACGCCGGGAGAAUACGUGCCUCUAAGACCUUACUUUUUUUCAACCCCAUCUCCUCUGCGUCCGGGAAUGCCAUUUGGACCUUUCUCACAAACGGCGGAUGCGUUUGCAUACCUCCCGAGGAGGAGAUUACAUCUGAUCUCACGGGUUGUAUCAACCGUUACCGCAUAGACGACAUCUGUAUCACUCCCUCGGCCAUCUCCCUCACAAGCCCGGACAAAGUCCCUGCACUGAAGACCGUCUCGCUCGUUGGCGAAGCGAUCCCGCGUUCUGUUGGGGAAAUCUGGAGUCAGCACGUGUCAUUGCUAAUAGGUUACGGUGCAACGGAAAUGAACUCCCACUCUUUGCCCUUCCACGAUGAGGCUACAGGGACUCUACCCCCUGCUCACCCACUUCCGACUUCCGACUACUCCGUCUACAUACUUCGACCAGGCACUAUGAAUCUCUGUCCUCUCUAUGUUCCGGGAGAGAUCUGCCUCAGCUCAACCUAUAUGAGCUCAGGAUACAUCAAUAGGCCUGACGCCACUUCUCAAGUCUUUGCAACUCAUCCGUUUCCGGGAGAUGCCGGACAUACCUACAUCUACCGAACAGGAGACUUGGGAAUGUUCAUUGGAGUCCGAAGUUUUGUCUUACUUGGCCGAGUCGACUUCCAGUUCAAGGUGGACGGCAAUCGGAUACAGCCGGAGGAGAUAGAGUCCAUCGUCAAUCAAGUACCCCAAGUAAUCAAAUGCAGGGUCAUUCUGGUCGAACCCUCAGUGGGACGUCCGGUAUCAACGUGUUGUGUGAUAUUGAAGGGGAAUCCAACAAACGGCCUUCAUACGGACAAUCGUUGGAAGGAUUUCGUGUCUGCGGCUGAAAAGGCUUGCGCUGCCCAUUUACCGGCGUACAUGAUGCCUCGCAGAUGGUUGCAAUUUGAGAAAUUCCCAGAGACACCCUCAGCGAAGAUAGACAAUGGAGCAUUGGCUAUAGAGGCGAAGCUCAUCAUCGACAAAACAAGUCCAAUCGCGUUGAGUGACGACCUUAGGGACCACCAAGGUCGCAUCUCCGUGCAAGGAAAGCUUUUCUUGGACCUAGUUCUCGAAAUUCUGACAGGCAAGGAUCCCGGUACAUUACCCUCCGAAGAACGCGAAAAGAUGCAAGUCCAAUCUUUCCUUGCUAAUGGAGGCACCUCUUUAUUGUCUCUGCGACUCAGGUCACAAUUAAGGGGACGAGGAGUUGAGAUUCCAAUUUCGCGACUAUACAGCCCACAGAGCCUGAUACAGGUGGCGUCCGAUUUCACUGCAGCAGAGAGAGAGGCGGAAGAGUUUCAUGUAGAAGCCACCGGACCCGCUCCAACAGUAACAGAAGCUCUGCUGCCAAUAAUGCCGAUCGAUCUCCAGCCGAAUCUCACGCUUUAUGAAACCGUCUUCCCAACUACCAUGCUUCAACGAGAGAUGUUCGUGAUGAGUAUGCUGGACCCGAAGCUAUGGAUUUUUUACCAAUUCUUCGAUCUUUCUCAAGUCAGCUGCACCACUUCUCAGCUUCAUGAAGCCAUUGGUCUUUUGGUGUCGAUAAAGCAAAAUCUACGGACGGUCUUUUCGCUUCUAAACGUGGAGAGCAAUCCAACAACGAUAGAACAUCCGGACAUUGCUUUCGAAUUGAUCAAGGAUGGCAAAUUUGUUCAGGCUAUUUUAAAGCCCGAUGUCAUCUGCGCGGAUUUUUCGCAAGAAGACGAAAUUGAGGAGCCCAAGGUGUUUUGGAGAAAAGACGUCAGCAGAAAGUGGUUAUUCGCACGACCACUCUGGAGAGUGGGAUUCCUGUCCAAACCGCGUCUACUCGCAUGGGCUUUUCACCACGCUAUUGUGGACGAAUGGGUAGCUCGUAAUAUCUCACGGGACCUUCAUGCUGUCCUAGCGGCAAUACUUCAGCGAGAUAGUUGUCAGCAGAAACAGCCACAGGCUUUGAUCGACGCUUGCGAAAAUGCAGCAAAGCCUUCUAUUGAGCAGUGGGUAAUUGCCCAUUACGGGAUUGAUGGACUCGAUGGUUCGCCAACACCUGUCGUUUCAAAACACAUAAAAGUCUGGGAGGACUUCAUGGCAAACGCGAGCCCCACUCCAAUACCUGACGAACUCAAGCUGUCCUACGACGCGCUACCAGCGCCUCCAUUAAUGCAGAAAAUCAACUCUCUUCCAUACGGUAAUUGGUGCCGACGGCAUCACAUCACGGCUGCCGCAUUGUUUCAUGCCGUUAGUGCCCUGACGAUUGCUCGGCUGCUGAACUGGUGGAGACCAGGUGGACCCCAACAACCGAUUGAAGAGGUAACCUACUACCGCAUCAGUUCAAACCGAGCCUCAGUCCAGGGUGCCUCGGAUAUGGAGGGCGCCUUGAUUUCCAUAAGUCCGAUGAGGGUUCCGGUUACUGCUGGUUCAGACGCCGUCACCAUUUCGCAGUGCGCUCUCAAUAAUUGGCUUGCAACACAGGAAUCAGAUCCGUACUACCUAGACGGACAACUAAUAGCUACAGGCCCUGAGCCAACGGCAAGACGUCGCCGUUGGGGUAAUGUGCUGCUGAACCACGUUAUUAACCAGAACCCAGACGGAGAUGCCAUGCCGUCCUUUCGCGGAGCCGUCGAAGAUCAAUCUGGCUUUGCUAUGGUUUGGCCAUUUGCAGUGUUGGAAAUCACAGUUGUAGAGAUGGAUUCUAGAAAAGCAGACGCGCUCCAGUUAUCUUUAUUGUCAAAUCUAGAACAACAGAGCACCGAGGAUUUCAUGGGUGUAUUUGUUCAAGUUCUACGGCUAGUCGUUGAGACUGAGAAUCUUCGUAAUGCAGCUAAUUACAAUCGCCCUACGUUAUGGGAGUCUUACUUCUCGAAAAUCGUGGAGGAGGAGGCAGCUUAG
Hyaloscypha bicolor E is the source of this 4161-nucleotide messenger RNA. Its product is annotated as acetyl-CoA synthetase-like protein. Gene Ontology annotation, cellular component: cytoplasm. The transcript is spliced from 4 exons. The coding region runs from base 1 to 4161 and encodes 1386 amino acids. NCBI's taxonomy places the organism in Eukaryota, Fungi, Ascomycota, Leotiomycetes, Helotiales, Hyaloscyphaceae. The record is from RefSeq and is a predicted model, not a curated record. Gene Ontology annotation, biological process: amino acid activation for nonribosomal peptide biosynthetic process; secondary metabolite biosynthetic process. Gene Ontology annotation, molecular function: phosphopantetheine binding.